Sitophilus oryzae (rice weevil) is the source of this 9942-nucleotide messenger RNA. RefSeq names its product double-strand-break repair protein rad21 homolog (gene vtd). Gene Ontology annotation, cellular component: synaptonemal complex; cohesin complex. Gene Ontology annotation, biological process: mitotic sister chromatid cohesion; synaptonemal complex assembly; replication-born double-strand break repair via sister chromatid exchange. Lineage: Eukaryota; Metazoa; Arthropoda; Insecta; Coleoptera; Curculionidae. The record is from RefSeq and is a predicted model, not a curated record. The coding region runs from base 221 to 2704 and encodes 827 amino acids. The transcript is spliced from 17 exons. Gene Ontology annotation, molecular function: chromatin binding; protein binding.
GCCAGAAACCGCCAUUUUGCGCGUACGUUUUCGAUGUGGUUUCUUGUCUUGAUGCUUCGUCAGAUUUGAAGUAUUUUGGAAUGGAAAAUUCCUUAAAUUUCGCUUUAAACCAGUUGGAGCCUAUGUGGACAAAGUCGGGAACAUAAUAGUUUUUUGUUUCGGGUAUAAAAGAAGCAGGAAUUAGUUUCUAUUCCGCAGUGAAUUACAUUGUUUUACAAACAUGUUUUAUUCCCAUUUUAUUUUGGCUAAAAAGGGUCCGCUAGCCCGUAUUUGGUUAGCUGCCCAUUGGGACAAGAAAAUAACCAAAGCUCACGUAUUCGAGACGAAUAUUGAAACUUCAGUAGACGGUAUAAUCAAACCAAAAGUAAAACUGGCACUUCGUACAUCUGGUCAUCUGCUUCUCGGAGUUGUACGUAUCUAUUCAAGGAAAGCUAAGUACUUAUUAGCGGAUUGCAAUGAAGCCUUUGUUAAAAUUAAGAUGGCCUUUAGGCCGGGCAUGGUCGACCUGCCCGAAGAACACAGGGAAGCGGCAGUUAAUGCUAUUACUUUACCUGAAGUUUUUCAUGAUUUUGAUACCACAAUUCCUGAACUGAAUGAUGUGGAUAUUGAAGCACAGUUUAGUUUAAAUCAGUCUCGUGCUGAAGAGAUUACUAUGAGAGAGGAAUAUGGUAACAUAUCAUUAGUAAACCAUGAUGAUGGUUUUGGAGAUAUGGGCUUUGAUACGGAUACACCUGAACUAAUGAGGCAUGCUACAGGGCUAGAACCAUCGAUGGAACAAAGUAAUCUGUUAUUCAGUGAACCAGUUCUUGACUCUCAAUCAAUACCAAAGGAUGUUACAGAACCAAUGCCGUCAACUUCUGGUACUCAGGCUCAUGAACAAUCGAUGGAAAUAGAUACAGGGGUUCAAGAUGAUAAUUUAAUAUCUGGGGGACUUUUUGAAGGUGGAUUAUUCGAUGAGGCUCCGAUGGGUGAAGUACCGUCGGUCGACGCGAGUAUUCCAGUACCAUCCGCACGGGAUUUGCCAGCAGAUAGUGAUGAUGAUGGGGAUAUGGACAAUUUUGGAGGACCUCCGUCUGUUGGAAUGAGUUCUGGAGGUAGUCGUCCCCCAACUCCGUUGGACGAGCAUUCGCAACAUCCCUCAACAAGACCGCAGACGCCUUCACAUCAGUCGAUAGCUCCGCAGUCCCCCGCGCAUAGUUUGAGGUCUUUGAGGAGCGCUCAACCGACUCCUGCACCUCCCGAGCUACCUCAAGCCGAAGAAGCGCCGGUGGCAGACCAGACAACUUUGCUUCAGAACGACGAAGAAAGCUUCGCCUUACCUCCAGUAGAUGCCUCAGCAUUAAAAGACAUAUAUUUCCUAGGGACCACUAAAACCAAGCGGAAACGGAAGCUGAUCAUCGACGAGGUGAAGAACAUUUCGGGGGAGGAGAUGAAGAACCAACUCAGCGACACCAGCGAUAUAGUUACUUCACUGGAUCUGGCCCCUCCAACCAAAAGACUGAUGCACUGGAAGGAAACUGGAGGCGUCGAAAAGUUGUUUGCUCUACCGGCAAGAUCGAUACCAGCACGGAUACUUUUUAAGAUCUAUCAAAGGCAUCUAACGCUCAAAUCCAUCCGAACGGAGGACUUUGCCAUGUUGGGCGACGCCGAUUCCUUGGCUCUGGAUCAAGUGAGAGACCACGAGGAACCUAGUAUGGAAGCACCCACACCAACCCCCGCCAAAAGGGGUAGAAAAAGAAAAAACGUGGAAGAACCGAGCCAGACUCCGAUACAUAUGCCCGAGGAAACGCCGAUACAUUUACCUCCGCCCUAUCAGCAGUCGCCGGAUCAGCCGCUGCCUGCCACGACGCCUAUUCCGCAGCAUUCGCCGAUCCCGCCGCCUGGGACGCCUCUGCACCAUCCCGGGACGCCGCUGCAUUAUCCUGGUACGCCUAUCGGUACCCCUGUUCAUCAUCCAGGCACUCCAAUUCACGCUCCUGGAACCCCCAUGCACCCUUCGCAAUUAGGUUUGCCACCCUGGACGCCCGGAAGUUCGUUUGGCCUCCCCCCACCCACGCCCGGUUAUGUCGGAAGCGGGUAUCCGGACACGCCCGCCGUUAUGCCCGGGCAAACGCCACUGCACAUACCCGAGGGUGAAAUACCCCAUUUGGCACCGGAUCAGCAGAUGGGCGUACAUCCGCAACUUAUGGGUCAAGAUUUGGGCGUGCCUCAGACGCCUAUUCAGCCCCAUCUACCUGAAAUACCGCUGGAUCAGCUACAGGAGCAUCUGGAUCCCAUGGAAAAUAUGGGCUAUGACCAGUCACAGAUGGCAAAUAUGGGCUACGACGACCAAUUACCGUCGCAAACGCCUCACGCGGGCAUGUCGGAGAGGGUUCAUUCUCCGUGGGGUGGAGACUAUGAUUUACCCGCCUCAGUGGAUCCAGCUGACGAACAGCAAGUGGACGAAACGGACGAACAGUUCGAAGAGAGAGUAUUGAACAAGAGGGCAUAUCAGUUAUUCUUACUCGUAAGAAACAGGUUACAGGAUGCCAGUCAAAUUACGCUGUCGGAAUUGUGCCGUAAGAACAAACGAAAACAGGCCGCCCAGAAAUUCUACAGCGUGUUGGUGCUGAAGAAGUUCCAAGUGUUGGAGCUGGAGCAGGCGGGGGCGUACGACGAGAUUUUCAUAGAGAAAGGUCCCAAGUUCGAGAACCCCGUUUUGUAAAAAAGUCACCCGAGAUUUGACGGUCGUGCGAGGACUCAACAGAACCUGUGCUAAAUUUUCGGAAAAAACAAUUUGGCAUUUUGGAACCGGAACACCUAUUUUCGAAAAAUGUUUUAUUUAUAGUUAUAGCCGUUAAUUUUAAAAAGUAUGCACAUUUUUCCGGAAUAUGUUUUUUUCGAGGUUUUAGAAAUUGAACUGCCAUAAUCUGCAUGGCCGUUGUCAGAGCUCCGUUAAACGCGUUAAAUCUUUUAGACGUUAGUUCAUAUGUUCCAGAGAGAGACUACUAGCACACGCCGAAAUUACCGGAAAGAUUUCCUAAACUUUACAAGAAAAAAACUAUUUAUAUUAAACCCGUUUAAACUGCGAGUCGUUGUUCUGAAAGCCCCGUUUACACGUUAUUACUGGAAGUGUUCGAAGAAUUUGCUAAACUUUACAGAAAUAAAAAAAAACGUUUUCAUUAAACCGGUUUUAACCGAUUUUGAAAAACAGUAUCUCGGGUUGUUGCUUAUCUAUAUUUUCCAUUAUUUUUGAAACAAAUAUAUAGCGAUUAGCUCAAAGUUCUGCGAAUUAUACGGUUUCUUUUUCUGGUUUGCAAAGUUCUCGUAUCGCUUAUUAUUAUCGCUCUUAUCUUUUUAUAAAGCCGUCUAGGGAAGAUUAGCGUUAUACCCUUUAAAAGUUGUUCCAGAUUAAAGACUAGCACAUACUGGAAGUACUCGAAGAAUUUCCCAAAACCAAAAAAAAAAGUUUUUAUUAAACCGGUUUUAACCUCUUUUCAAAAACAGAAUCCGUUAAACCGGUUUUAACCUAUUUUCAAAAACGGUUUCUCGGGUUGUUACUUAUCUAUAUUUUGCAUUAUUUUUGAAACAAAUAUAUAGCGAUUGGCUCGAAGUUAUGCGGUUCGAACGCUUUUUUUUCUGGUUUGCAAAGUUUUCGUAUCUAUUACAACUAUUGGAAGCUGCAUCUAUCUUCUUAUAAAGCCGUUAAGGGAAGAUUAGCGUUAUACCCGUUAAAAUUAUUCCAGAUUAAAGACUAGCCCAUACUGAAAGUACUCGAAGAAUUUCUUAAAUUUUAAAAAAUACAGUUUUUAUUAAACCGGUUUUAACCUAGUUUCAAAGACAUUAUCCGUUAAACCGGUUUUAACCUAUUUUCAAAAACAGUAUCUUGGGUUGUUACUUAUCUAUAUAUUCCAUUAAUUGAAAAACAAUUAUAUUUCUGUAAUUAUUAGCUGCGUGCGUUAUGAGCUGGUACCAAAGACGGUUUGUUCGUCGUACUUUGGGAGUUUUAUUUAAACUGUCAGGUUUACUAUACUUUAUAUACGUUUAUUUAAGAGACUAAUACACACUGGAAUGACUCGAAGAAUUUGGUAAACCUAAAAAAAAGUUUUAUUUAAACCGGUUUUAACCUAUUUAAAAAGAAGUGUCUUGGAUUACUACUUAUCUAUAUUUUUCAUUAAUUUAAAAACAAUUAUGUCGUCAUUAUUGGUUCCAAACAUUAUGAGCUGGUUUCAAAGCCGCUUUUUUGUACGCUUUUGUCGAUUUAUCUGUUACACAUCAAAUAUUUUACUCGUGGUAAUGUUAGUUCUAAGGGACAGAGCUGAUUUGGCUUUGUGGUUUGAAUAACCAGGUUUUAUUGCAGAUUAAAGACUAGUACACACUGGAAGUAUUCGAAAAAAAUUUGCCAACCUUUAAAAAAAAUCAAUUUUUAUUUUACCGGUUUUAACCUGUUUUGUAAAAAAGUAUCUUGUGUUGUUACUUACCUAUAGUUUCCAUUAAUUUUAAAACAAUUGUCUUGUCAUUAUUGGUUCCAAGCAUUAUGAGCCGGACACGAAAAUCCUUUUGGAGACGAAAACGCUUCUAUGAACACAUUUGUCGAAUUAUCUGUAACAUCGCAAAUUUAUUACUCUUGAUAGUUCUAGCUCAACACGCCUUACCUAUUUUGCCUUUGCCGUUUUAAUAACGAGGGUCAGGUAUAUUGCAGAUUAAAGAAUAGUACACACUGGAAGUACUCGAAAAGAAUUUGCUAGACUUUACAGAUAAAAAAGUUUUUAUUAAACCGGUUUUAACCUACUUUCAAAAACAGUGUUUUUUAAACCGGUUUUAGCCUAUUUUCAAAAAGCGUCUUAAAUCGGUUUUAACCUAUUCAAGAGUCCAUUAAACCGGUUUUAACCUAUUUUCAAAAACAGUAUCCGUUAAACCGGUUUUAUUAGUUUCGUGAAUAAGUAUCUUGUGUUGUUACUUAUCUAUAUUUUCCAUUUUUUUUAAACAAUUAUAUUUCUCUUGAUUAGCUCCCAAGCAUCAUGAAUUGGAAAGUAAAACGAUUUCUUCACCGUGCUCUCGGAAUUUUCUUUAGUGUUUUACCUAUAGUAUUCUUUGUAUUCGUGGCUUUUGCGCUACAAAUAAAAAAGUUUUUAUUAAACCGGUUUUAACCUAGUUUCAAAAACAGUGUCUUAAACCGGUUUUAACCUAUUUUCAAAAACAGUAUCCGUUAAACCGGUUUUAACCUAUUUUCAAAAACAGUAUCUGUUAAACCGGUUUUAACCUGUUUCGUGAAAAAGUAUCUUGUGUUGUUACUUAUCUAUAUUUUCCAUUUUCUUUAAACAAUUAUAUUUCUCUUGAUUAGCUCCCAAGCAUCAUGAAUUGGAAAGUAAAACGAUUUCUUCACCGUGCUCUCGGAAUUUUCUUUACAGUUUUACCUAUAGUAUUUGUAUUCGCAGUAGGAAUUUUACAACGAGGGUCAGGUACUGUUAGAUGAUAGAUUAACCUAUUUUCAAAAACAGCAUCCGUUAAAUCGGUUUUAAGCUAUUUUCAAAAACAGUAUCUGUUAAACCGGUUUUAACUAGUUUCGUGAAAAAGUAUCUUGUGUUGUUACUUAUCUAUAUUUUCCAUUUUUUUUAAACAAUUAUAUUUCUCUUGAUUAACUCCCAAGCAUCAUGAAUUGGAAAGUAAAACGAUUUCUUUACCGUGCUCUCGGAAUUUUCUUUAGAGUUUCAACUAUACUAUUCUUUGUAUUCGUGGUUUUUGCGAAGUAGGAAUUUUACGACGAGGAUCAGGUACUGGCAGAUUAAAGACUAGUACUCACUGGAAGUACUCGAAAAAUUUGUAAUCCUAAAAAAACAGUUUUUAUUAAACCGGUUUUUAUUUAUUUUCAAAAAAAGUAUCUUGAGCUGUUACUUAUCCAUAUUUUUUAUUAAGUUAAAAAUAAUUAUAUUUCUGUAAUUAAUAGCUCCGAGUCCUAUGAGUCGGGAACUAAAAUCUUUUCGUCGCCAUUUUGAAGUUUUAUUCAAAAUAUCGUUUUUAGUAUUCUUGAUAGUCCUUUUUUAUCGACUAUAACGAUUUUUUCGUCGCCCUUUUGGAGUUUUAUUCAGAAUAUCAUUUCAUAAUCAGAAGUUUAAUAUUCUUUGUAUUCCUUACUUUUUCAGAAUAAGAAUAUCACGACGAGUGUCAGGUAUUCAAGAUUAAAGACUAGAAAUACUAGAAAUACUCGAAGAAUUUGUUAAAAAAAAUAUUUUUGUUAAACCGGUUUUAACCUAUUUUCAAAAAAAGUGUCUGGAGUUGUUAUUUUCCGUUAUUUUUAAAACAAUUAUAUUUCUAUAAUUAUUAGCUCCCAAGCAUUAUGAAGUGGAAAGCACAAUGAUUUUUUCAUCGCGUUUUCGGAGUUUUAUUAACAUUUUCUGGAUUAAUAUUCCUGUUAGUCAAGGAAUUUUACGUGUCAGCUAUUGCAAAUUGAAGACUAGUACUCACAGGAAGUACUCGAAUAAUUUGCUAAACUUUACGACAAAAGAACAAUUUUUAUUAAACCGGUUUUAACCUAUUUUCAAAAACAGUGUCUCAAACCGGUUUUAACCUAGUUUCAAAAACAGUGUCUUUUAAACCGGUUUUAACCUAUUUUCAAAACCACUAUCUUGGGUUGUUAUUCCAUUAAUUUAAAAAAAAUUAUAUUUCUGUAAUUAAUAGCUCCCAAGCAUUAUGAAUUGGAAAGUAAAACGAUUUUUUCGUCGCCCUUUUGGAGUUUUAUUCAGAAUAUCAUUUCAUAAUCAGAAGUUUAAUAUUCUUUGUAUUCCUUUUUCAGAAUAAGAAUAUCACGACGAGUGUCAGGUAUUCAAGAUUAAAGACUAGAAAUACUAGAAAUACUCGAAGAAUUUGUUAAAAAAAUAUUUUUGUUAAACCGGUUUUAACCUAUUUUCAAAAAAAGUGUCUGGAGUUGUUAUUUUCCGUUAUUUUUAAAACAAUUAUAUUUCUAUAAUUAUUAGCUCCCAAGCAUUAUGAAGUGGAAAGCACAAUGAUUUUUUCAUCGCGUUUUCGGAGUUUUAUUAACAUUUUCUGGAUUAAUAUUCCUGUUAGUCAAGGAAUUUUACGUGUCAGCUAUUGCAGAUUGAAGACUAGUACUCACAGGAAGUACUCGAAUAAUUUGCUAAACUUUACGAGAAAAGAACAAUUUUUAUUAAACCGGUUUUAACCUAUUUUCAAAAACAGUGUCUUAAACCGGUUUUAACGUAGUUUCAAAAACAGUGUCUUUUAAACCGGUUUUAACCUAUUUUCAAAAACAGUAUCCUUUAAACCGGUUUUAACCUAUUUUCAAAACCACUAUCUUGGGUUGUUAUUCCAUUAAUUUAAAAACAAUUAUAUUUCUGUAAUUAAUAGCUCCCAAGUAUUAUGAAGUGGAGAGUAAAACGAUUUUUUCGUCGCCCUUUUGGAGUUUUAUUCAGAAUAUCAUUUCAUAAUCAGAAGUUUAAUAUUCUUUGUAUUCCUUACUUUUUUAGAAUAAUAUCACGACGAGUGUCAGGUAUUCAAGAUUAAAGACUAGUAUUCACUGAAAAUACUCGAAGAAUUUGCUAAAAAAAAAAGAUUUUUGUUAAACCGGUUUAAACCUAUUUUCAAAAAAAAUGUCUCGAGUUGUUAUUUUCCGUUAUUUUUAAAACAAUUAUAUUUCUAUAAUGAUUAGCUCCCAAGCAUUAUGAAGUGGAAAGCACAAUGAUUUUUUCUUCGCGUUUUCGGAGUUUUAUUAACAUUUUCAGGUUUAAUAUUCCUUUUAGUCAAGGAAUUUUACGAGUGUCAGCUAUUGCAGAUUGAAGACUAGUACUCAUAGGAAGUACUCAAAUAAUUUGCUAAACUUUACGAGAAAAGAACAAUUUUUAUUAAACCGGUUUUAACCUAUUUUCAAAAACAGUAUCUUAAACCGGUUUUAACCUAUUUUCAAAAACAGUAUCCUUUAGACCGGUUUUAACCUAUUUUCAAAAACAGUAUACUUUAAACCGGUUUUAACCUAUUUUCAAAAACAGUAUCCUUUAAACCGGUUUUAACCUAUUUUCAAAAACAGUGUCUUGGGUUGUUACUUAUCUAUAUUUUUCAUUAAUUUAAAAACGAUUAUAUUUCUGUACUUAAUAGCUGCGAGUAUUAUGAGUCUGAAACUAAAACGAUUUUUUCGUCGCGCCUUUGAAGUUUUAUCCAGAUUGGCAGGUACAAUAAUCUCUACAGUUCUUAUUAUUGUAGAACCACUAUCUUUGGUUGGUUUGGUUUGGUAUGUUCCAAUAGUUAUAUUUCUGUAAUUAUUGGUGAGCCGACUCGAAAAAAAUUGACACAAAAACGAUUUUAUUUCGCCUUUGCGGAUAACAAGUCAACUUCAUUACUCUUUGUAGUCCUAGCUCAAAAUGUCAUAUCUGUUUCGCCUCUUAAUUAAAAGAAUCAGUUAUUAAGCAGAUUAAAGACUAGUACACAGUGACUCGAAAAGAAUUCGUUUGAAUGAACAAGUAAAACGUAACGUGUAUACGGGCAUUUAGCGUAUGUUUAUUUUUUUGUGUAAGUUAUAUUUACGAAAAAAAUCUCUUUACGUUUUUUCUCGUUAGAAACACAGAGGGAUCAAAUUUAUCGUGGCACGCCCAAAUCAUUUAAUUAAUGUAGUUGAUAAAAUGUACAGGUUGUUUUGAAAGAUUAGAACACAUUUUCCCUUAUAUACGAAUUUACCGUGAAGUUAACUUUUUAACAAACUCUGUAUAUAGGUUAGGUAUUAGGUCAGUGAGGUGUUUUUCUUUUUUUGUGAAUUAUAUUUUUGCUUUUUUCUACACCAAAGCCUUAUAUAUUUUUUGAUUUUAUUUUAUAUUGUAUGUAUAUUUGUUUGGCGGAUUUUUUCCUCUAAGUUGUGUAAGAGUGACAAAAAUAAUGUUGUUGAGUUUUUAGGCUUGUAUUUUGUUUCAAGGCAUUGAAGUUUUGAUGUUUUUUGAAAAACAGAUUCUUUAUUGGUUUGUUAUUCAUUUAAUAUAUUAAUUAUACAGGGUUGUUCUUGCAACUCGGUCACAAACAAUUUGACAGCCACUUCCAAUGUCAGAAAGUGGAAAAUAUUUACUACAUUACUACAUUCAAAUAAUUAUCUAAAUUAUAUUUUAAAAAACUCUUAACGAGCCAGUUAAUUGAAAGACCCUGUAUAUAAGGAUACUUUUAAUAUUCAUGAACUUUAAUGCCUUGAACUUAGAAACUGUAAGAAUUAUUUCAUUCAUAGUCAUUAUUAUGCAAUAAAAUUUUGAUUUUUCUUUCCAUUCUACAUAUACAGGGUGUCUCAAACAAAAGCUUUUACUAUUAUCCAAUUUUACUAAAACAGCAAAUUAAGCUUUAUUAUAUCUAUUUUUUUUUGAAUUUACAAUUUGAAAGGUUAAUAUAACAGCUUUUUAUGCUAAAAUGUUCGUUUACAUAUUUAAUCCUACUUUACUAUGUCUAUUAAAAAUAUUUACAUAUUUUUUACUGUGUAUGUUUGUAUUAAUUAAUAAUUAAAUCAUUGUUUUAUUGCUUUUUUGCAUAUUGUUAGUUUUUAGAGACUAUAUUUUGGAUUUAUUAAUUUUAUGAUAAGAAUUGUAUAGUACAAAAUUGAUAUAGUCUGUCCAACGAGCCAGGGAAACAUUUCGACAGACGACGUCAACCAAAAAAUGACAGAAAACUGUCAAAAUCAUGUACAUUCUUGUUGGACGGACUUUAUGUGACUUCGACGUCUCUAAAAAAUUAUUGAACCUUUAUGUAUAUGACUUGUUAUUGUCACACGAGUAUGGAAAAUCCGCAAAAUCUAAAAAGAAAUAUUUUUUAUUAUUAUAUAGCACUUGUAAAUUUGUCUAAGUGACGCCCGAAGUAGUAUAUUAGUGUCAGCAUUUUUAUUAUUCUAAGUUUAUUUGUCUUUUUUUAAAAAAGUAAUAUUUAAUUAUUGUUAUUACAUUGAUAGUGUUUAUAGAGCAUAAUUAAUAAAAUGAUUUACAAGUA